GUUGGGCUGUGUGCUUUCUAAGUAUUUUGUGAUUGCUCUGGGCAAGGAGUUUACUCUCCAGCUUCUUAACAGCUCCAACCCUUCCUGUUUCAUUAUAGUUAAUCACUCUUUAGCCUGGGCUGCAGCCGUUUAAUCAGUUUUCACAAGAAGAAGAAACAUCCUACGACGCCUGAGCUAAACCUGACAAUCAGCCCACAUUAAGCUUUCCAGGACAGGGGACCAUGGACAUCGCAGCAUAUUUUGAAAGGAUUGGUUAUGAGAACUCAGUGAAUAAACUGGACUUGGACACACUAACUGAAGUUCUUCAGCACCAGAUGCGAACAGUUCCUUUUGAGAAUCUUAGCAUGCAUUGUGGAGAACCCAUGAAUAUGGACUUAGAGACCACAUUUGACCACAUAGUGAGGAAGAAGCGGGGCGGGUGGUGUCUCCAGGUUAAUCAUCUCCUGUACUGGGCUCUGACUAAAAUGGGCUUUGAAACCACAAUGUUGGGGGGCUACGUUUACAUAGUUCCAGUCAAUAAAUACAGCAAAGAAAUGAUUCACCUCCUCGUCCAGGUGACCAUCAGCGACAGGAACUACAUUGUUGAUGCUGCCUUUGGAGGCUCCUGCCAGAUGUGGGAGCCUCUGGAAUUAGCAUCAGGGAAGGAUCAGCCUCAGGUGCCUGCCAUCUUCCGUUUGACGGAAGAGAAUGGAACCUGGUACUUGGACCAAAUCAGAAGAGAGCAGUAUAUUCCAAACCAAGAAUUUGUUAACUCCGACCUCCUUGAGAAGAGCGAAUAUCGGAAAGUCUACUCUUUCACUCUGAAGCCGCGCACUAUUGAGGACUUUGAAUAUGUAAAUACCUACCUCCAGACGUCAUCAACAUCCGUGUUUGUACACACUUCAUUUUGUUCUUUGCAGACCCCAGAAGGUGUUUGUUGUUUAAUAGGCUCUACCUUUGCAAGCAGGAAAUUCAGCUAUAAGGACAAUGUAGAUCUGGUGGAGUUUAAAAAUGUAAAUGAGGAAGAAAUAGAAGAUGUACUGAAAGCUGCAUUUGGUGUUUCUUUGGAGAGAAAGCUUGUACCCAAAAAUGGUGACCUGUCUUUUACUAUUUAGGGUGAGGCGCAAAAUUGGGUUUCAUUACUAUUUCAUCUUCUUCAACAUUUGAAACGUAUGCAGAUGUAUUCAAAACAGUCUUUAUAGGAUCAUCACUGAACUUGAUAUUGAUCAACUAAUGAUUUGUAUCUUUUAUUUCCUACAUUUUAUGAAAAGAAAUCUUAGCGGUCCUGUCAUUUUACCAUAAAAAAUAUAAUCAGUUAUAAUUAAACAAAAUUUUAAUGAAUACAAACAAAAGGAUUUAAUGAAUCCUUUUCAAGAUUAAUCAUACAAAAAAUUCUUAAUGAAGAUGUGGUUACCUUGGGAGCCAUAUUCACUUGCAAGAGAAAACUUUCAAACAUUAUGUUAUAGUUGAACUCACAUAAAACUUAUACUAGUAGUUCAGUAUGAAUAAACAUAACUGUUAAAUUCAGCAAGAAUAAAUCUGAUGACCAAGGUAUACAAGAAGCCACCUUCACAACUUAGGAUCAGAAUAAAGCAAGCAAGAAUGAGUCAUCAGUUCAGUUCCAGGCAACUUCCUAGUCCCCAAGACAAAACUCAAGCCAGUGCAUGGGGCUCUAUGAGUAACUGCCAAGAUAAUGGCAUGGCGUGGAAUUUCUUCCAGGGUUAAUUUUGUGGCACAUGUCUGUUUGUAUUUGAUACUUUUUUUUAAAGCUAUAGGAACACUGAUAUUUGGAAUUAGGUGAUUUAUAAAAUAUAUGUUACUUGGAGCACAUUGUUUAUGAAGUAUAUUGAUUGCUAACUCUAUUAAAGUAGUGUUGGCUAAUA
Molecule: messenger RNA, 1862 nt
Organism: Microtus oregoni (creeping vole)
Lineage: Eukaryota; Metazoa; Chordata; Mammalia; Rodentia; Cricetidae
Product: arylamine N-acetyltransferase 1
Exons: 3
Coding region: 222-1094 (290 amino acids)
Molecular function (GO): acetyltransferase activity
Source: RefSeq, a predicted model, not a curated record